CCGUGCGUGGAAUCGGGAGCGAGUGUGGAGCAAACACUCUUUUAAACGGCGCUCCCACACGAGCGCCCCGUCGCCUCUGUCGCGCGUCCCCGCCCCACCCCUCCGCCUCGGUCGGCAAAGGAAGCGUCCCGCGGCGUUGGGCUCGGAAUCAGCUGAGCGUGUGGAUCCCGCCCCACUGUGACUGUCACUCCGGGACUCCGGGGGAUGUUUGGAGGCACUGUCCGUCUCGCGCACACGUACACAAACACCAGGUUUGCCGCGUCGCUCAUUAUUGGACCCGUGUUCCGGCGAAGGAUGCGCCACGAAAACCGGCUCGCGGCUUUGAAACGAGUCUGAUCCUGUUCAUCCUGGGAUUGUCUCGCGGGUGAGUCACUGAUGCACCUGAUAGCUAAUUCUAUUAACGGCUAUGGAGCCUGUACGAACGGCGACGCCAACGGCUGGGUGUCCACCUAAACGAAUGGCGACCUGGACGUUUAAAUGCAUAUUGAGCUGAGCAUGCUGGGAGCAGUCUGAUACACCAUGGAUCCUGAGGAGCUGGAGCUGCAGAAUGACUACCGCUACCGUAACUAUGCAGCCGUCAUUGAGAAAGCGCUGCGGAACUUUGAGUCUUCCAGUGAGUGGGCAGAUCUCAUCUCCUCUCUUGGAAAGCUCAACAAGGCUCUGCAGAGUAACCUCCGCUACUCACUUCUGCCCAAGAGACUGAUCAUAGGGAAGCGCCUGGCCCAGUGCCUGCACCCGGCCCUGCCCAGCGGUGUACACCUCAAGGCCCUGGAGACCUACGAGGUCAUUUUCAAAAUCAUUGGAACAAAAUGGCUGGCCAAGGAUCUGUUUAUUUACAGCUCAGGAUUGUUUCCGCUGCUGAGCCACGCAGCCAUGGCAGUGAAGCCCGUGCUGCUGGCGCUGUACGAGCGCUACUAUCUUCCUCUGCAGAGGGCUUUGCUUCCCAGUCUCCAGGCCUUCAUAACAGGACUCCUGCCAGGCCUCGAGGAGGGACUGGAGGUUUAUGACAGGACUGAUGCACUGCUGGUCAAGCUGUCAAUGCUGGUGGGUCAGCAGGUCUUCUAUGGAGCCCUGUGGGGUAGCAUGCUGGUCAGUCCAAUGGUGCGGCUGCCUGCCUCAGUCUUCAUUGUCACACAUUUUGACCGCAUGGUGCCCCUUCGCCAGCAAGCGCACAUGCUAGGCUAUGACCACCGCUUAGUGGUGAAAUCAGUGUGUCUUUGUCUGCAAGACUCAAAUGUCCUGGUGCAGAGGAACAUGCUGGAAAUCCUGCUCUACUUUUUCCCCUUUGCCUCAUGUCUGGACCCAUCGGAAGCUUGUAUUGCUAUGAGUGUUGAAGACAUGACCACAGUGGUGUCCUCUUCUUCACUCACACUGCUUCGCAGAGACAUGUCCCUUAACAGACGCCUCUACGCCUGGCUAUUAGGAACAAACAUAAAAGGAGAAAUGGUAGCUCCACAUCCCACUCUGUCCGCUGCUGUGGAGGAACAUAUGUCUUACUACUUCAACACCUACUCCAAAGAUUUCCUUGUACAGGCUUUGAUUAACAUCCUCAAACAGAAAGAUGUGGCAAACGACCCAGACAAUGUCAUUGGAUACCUAAGGCCCUUUCGCAUCAUCAUCAGUCUGUUGGAUAAACCAGAGAUAGGUCCAGCUGUCUUGAGCAGUGUGCUGUUGGAGGUGGUCCGAGCCUUCUACAGCUACUGCCGAGAGAUGCUGGGACAGGAACUCGCCGCUAACUCUGGGCUCUCCGGCAACCUGCUAGCCAGCAAGAUAAAGGAGAAUAAAAAUGCGUCGGAGAUCAUCAAGACCGUGAAUAUGCUUGUGAGCUCCAUGAACAGUGAAUACCUGUGGGAGUACAUGACUCGGCGCUUCUGCACUUCCCUCGGUGAUAAAAAUGACCCACCAACACCUCCUCAGCAAGACCGCAGUCAUUCUGCUCCCUCUGUCACAGAGAUGUCUAAUCUCAUCAUUUUCCUUCUUGAUGUUCUUCCUCUGGAACUCCAUGCCGACAUUCCGUCCCAGUUUCUUCCUGAGAUGCUGGGAAUCAUGUUGCAGACCCUGCGCAGCCAAAUGGCCACUGUUAGCCUGGAGGAUGUCACGCAGGGCCUGCGUGCCUGCUUCAAAGUCCUGAGUAAGAUCCAAAUGCCCGUGGCUUAUAUGGAUACAGAGACAAGGGCACAGACAGAGGAGAUGGAAUUACCAACACCAGAGGAGGAAGGGAAAAAAACUCAGGAUUUUGAAAAGGAGGGAGAGAAAAAUGGCAGCAUUGACCAGGACAUUGGUCUGGAUGGAGAGGAAGCACUGAACAGAGAUGGAGAUGAAGCAGAGCCCGUAAAUGGAAAAUAUCCAGCCCUCAGGUCUGAAGACAGCGGAUUGGGAAUCAGCGCUUCACCUUCAGAGCAGCAUCUCCCACCUUGUAUAGGGAGGAGGUUCCAAGAAAAUGAUAUGUAUAAAGGCGGCGAGGGAGUGUGGAGAAGAGGAGGCAGCGUAGACACAAUGACACAGUGUCUGCAGGACAUCCUGGCCUUCAUAAGCACAAGAUACUUGCUGGUUCAGGUGGAGGAUGUCAAGGCACCAGAGGACAAACUCCAGCCUGAGCCAACAGUCUCUUCUGUGGAUCAGAAAACUUUGCUGGCGAAUCUCGGGGGGCGUGAAAUUAAAGACAAGCUGACCGGUUUGUUCACUCCGAACAAACGUAAAGCUCGCCCUACAGCUGACGUCCAGCUGUCUGCAUCGCCUAACGAGAAGACAAAGGCACGGGAGCAUGUAGGCCUUCUGGACUGGUCCGCGGGCUACAUGCCACGAGGCAAGGCUGAGAUCUCUGAGGCCUGUCGCCAGGCCUUCACUGCCACCUGCCACCUGUUGCUGGAGUGCACCACCUUCCCUAUUUACCUAAGCGAGGAGGAGACUCUGGCCCUUCACACAGACAUGUUUGGUCAGACAGGCAGUGAAGUGGAGAGCCUGCCACUGUGGCUGAGGGCCUUGAUGAUGCUCUGCUGCCUCUCCAGGGACUAUAACAUCCAACACACAGCAGUGGCCUCCCUCUUGGAGCUUAUUAACCACUCCCAGUCCUUAGCACUGGUCAUUCAGGACAAGCACAGACGCUACCAAACCUCUGACUCCAACCCUCUGAGUGGGCGUCUGCAGAUGGUCACUGUGCCGCCUGUCGCCCCUGCUGUGCUUCAGGCGAUUGAGGACGAUACUGAUUUCUAUCAGAGGGUUUCCCAGGUACUUUGGAGCCAGCUGGACGUGGAGCGGAGAGAGCAGCACAUUUCCUGUGUGGAACUCUUUUACAGGCUUCACUGUUUGGCACCAUCGGUGUCCAUCUGUGAAGACAUUAUCUGCCAGGCACUGUUACACAAAGACAAGGCUGUUCGGCUAGAAGCACUACACCGCUUCACAGUUCUGUGGCACCUGACUCGAGAGAUCCAGACAAACCGGACCAUGUCUCUCAAUCGCUCCUUUGACCGCUCCCUGUGCGUUGUGGUGGACAGUCUGAGCUGUACUGAUGGCUCCAUAAGGGCAGCAGCUCAGUGCUGGCUUGCCAGGGCUCUGUCGCUCAGUGACGUGAUUCGAAUCCUGGAACCGAUUCUGUUGUUACUGCUUCAUCCCUCCACUCAGCGCUGCUCCAUUCAGAGCGUCAAACAAAAUCUCACUGCUGGUAACCUGAAGGUUCUAAGCAACAGAGGUAGAAGCUCGACCAAAACUUCAGAGACAUCUGCAUUUGCCAUGGUGACAGAGGUCACAACCCUAAAUUUGACCAACAUUGUAAAUCGUGAAUCCUUGUGGGCAGAAUUAGAAAGUGAUCCAGAGCUGGCAAGACCACCGGAUGAUUUAGUGGUAUCAAGGAGUGAGAGUGAGGAGACUGAAGAGGAGGAGGAUAGAGUGGGCGAGGAGGAAGAGGCUGUAAGUGAACACACGGAGUCAGCUGACACCAGUGGUCCCCAGGUAUCUACUGAGAACUCCAGCUCCGGCUCCCUCCCCUACCCCAGCACUGAGGAAGGAGCCAUAGUUAACGGCCUACGGAGGGCAGAGUCCGAACACACACAGGCAUCCGACUCGUUGUCAAGUGAGGAUGAGGAGGACUUGGAGCUGGAGGCCAUGGCCAGGUCUCGCCUGUUAAAGCAGGAGCGUGAGAAGAGAGAGGCCAUAGACUCUUUGUUCAGGCAUGUGUUGCUGUAUCCUGUGGCAGGUGGUUGGCGCCAUCUGCUACAAGGCCUGGCCCUGCUAGACAGCCUGCUGCGGAGCAGCACCGAGUGUCCUCUGGUGGACGCUCUCUCCUCCACAUCUCUGGAUACAAGUUCUGCUGCACAUUUAAACCUGGUCUCUAAUCUCCUGCAGCGCCACCAGCAGUCUCAGGAUGGCAACAACUUCUAUGGCUGCCUGCUUUCCCCUGCCUCCUCCCCCACCACACCCCCAUCCCUGCUUAUCGAACUGCUGGUGUCCUUGUGCCUGCAGUUCCUGCGCUCUCACUACCCCUCCUACCUCUGCCUGGGUCCACUAGACCUGCAGGGGAACAGAGAGGUUCAGGUGAAAAGUGUGGAGGUGCUGACAAGGAUGGUGAAUCAGCUUGGCUGCAUGGCACGGGGGCAAGGAGACAAUGGGGCCAGUCUAGAGCCAAUCCGCAAACUCCUCUCAGGGUGUAAAGUCCAGCAGUACGCUCUGCUUACACUUUCUGCAUCCAUGUACAUAAGCCAGAGGGGAACAGACAAGGGAGCACCCAAGAACGUGGAGCUGCUUGAUGAACAGGGGGGCCUGUCAGAGGAGAGCCUGGUGAAUUUAGGAACAGGAGGUGGCCAGGAACAAUACCCAUUACAAAUGGAAUUACUUAAACUCCUUCAGGCUCUCAUAGCGCUGGAGUACCAUGUGUGGCCCGGUGGGUUUGUCUCCUCAAAUGGGUCUGGUGGAGCAUCUGGCCAGCCCGGGGAGCCUCGUGAAUCCCCCACCGCUAGCACUCCCCUCGCUCGCGAAUGGCAAACGGCGGUACUUUUCCAGCAGUCCAUCAAGGCGGCGCAGUAUGUCCAAAGCCAGCCCAUCACAGCCCAGGGAAUGUUCGUGUCUGCCGCAGCCAGGGCUCUGCAGCCGCAGUACGGCUACGCAAUGCACCCGCACUGGGUGUCGCUGUUGUGCUCCUCGCUGCCAUACCUGGGACGUUCACUAGCGAUCAUUGUGACGCCGCUCAUCAAUCAGAUCUGCAAAAAUCUAGACGAACUGGUCAAACUGUAUGAGCACGAUGGAGGAAAGACAAAUCAGAGCCUGGGUGGUAGGAAGGAAAACAUAGCGCCUGACUACCCACUGACUCUGCUUGAAGGCAUGACCACCAUUACACACUACUGUCUGCUGGAAAACAAACGGUCUCUAGUCACCUGCGAUCCUGUAGAAGUCCGUAAUGCACGAAAUGCAGUGAUCGAGGCCCUACCCCACAUGCUCAGCAGUGUGGCAUUGUUGUGGGGCGUGGUCACAAGGGAGGAAUAUCAGAGGCGAGCAUGUGACUCGGGCCAGAGCAGCAAACACACUUCUACCACUGUGUACUUUAAAAGCACUAAGAUUCUACGGCAACGAAUUCUGGAAUUUCUGGUGCCUCUAACUGGGCAGUACGGGGUUCAGGUCAUGGCUUCGCUGGGAGCCGUGUGGAGCAGCAGGAAGAGUAAAAGGAGACCUAAAAACAAGGUUUUACCUGUAGCCGGCGAGUCUCGUCUAACAAUCGUGGACCUGGUGAAGUCCCUGAAUACAUUGCACACAGACACCAUCCUACAGCUGAUCAAAGAGGUGGUGAAGAAACCACAUCAGAUCAAGGGAGAACAGAAGUCAGUGCUGGUGGAUAUCCCCAUGUUGCAGUUCAGUUAUGCCUACACUCAAAGUAUUUCAGCCCAAGCACUGCAGGAAAAUGUUGCUCCUCUCCUCAGCCUGUUGCGUGAGUCUGUUCAGCUCAACUUGGCCCCACCUGGGCACUUCUUACUGAUGGGAAUCCUGAAUGACUUUGUCAAUAGACUCCCCAAUCUGGACAAUAAAAAGGACUCUCGCGAUUUACAAGAGGUGACUCAGCGGAUCCUCGAAGCAGUCGGUGGGAUCGCAGGAUCGUCGUUGGAACAGACCAGUUGGCUCAGCCGCAGCCUUGAGGUUAAAGUUCAGCCCCAGGUGUGCCCAGAAGCAGAUGAGCCUGAUGACACAGAUGUGGACGGUGACCAUCACGAGUCGAUGGCUCAAGCCAUGGUUUCCUCAGCUCCCUCCGUUUACAGUGUGCAAGCUCUGGUACUGCUAGCGGAGGUCCUGGCUCCACUUCUGGACAUGGUGUACCGCAGUGAUGAGAAGGAGAAAGCUGUUCCUCUGAUUUCUCGGCUCAUGUACUACGUUUUUCCCUACCUGAAGAACCACAGUGCCUACAACAUGCCCAGCUUUGAAGCGGGCGCUCAGCUGCUGAGCAGUCUGAGUGGGUAUGCCUACACCAAAAGGGCCUGGAGGAAAGAGGUCUUUGAGCUCUUCAUGGACCCCCUCUUCUUCACUAUGGAUGCAUCCUGUGCACCCAGUUGGAAAUCCAUUAUUGACCAUCUGUUGACUCACGAGAAGACCAUGUUUAAAGACAUCCUGAGUAUGCAGAGCAGCUCCCUGAAAUUGUUUGCUAGUGUUGACCAGAAGUCCAUGCUGCUGAAGCGCCAGGCGUUUGCCAUGUUCAGCGGAGAACUGGACCAGUACCACCUCUAUCUGCCCCUCAUUCAAGAGCGUCUCACAGAGGCUUUACGCACCAACCCCAGCCCUGCAGUCACCGCCCAGAUGUUCUUAAUGUUUCGGGUUCUCCUGUUGCGGAUCUCGUCCCAGCACCUGACAUCUCUCUGGCCAAUCAUGGUGACUGAACUGAUACGCACAUUUGUACGUCUAGAGAAGGUGUUGCAGGCAGAUAAAGAUGUCUCAAAGCUAACCAAAGUGGCGCGAGGUGCACUUGAAAAAAAUGGACCAGUGAAUUUCUCUCAGGCAGAGUUGGACAUGUACCUGUCAGCCUUCAAGUUUCUGGACACUUCUCUGGCUUUUCCUCCAGAAAUGAUACCAGUCUUUCAGAUGUAUCGCUGGGCGUUUGUUCCUGAGGUAGAUGUGAACCGCUACAGUGGUCCUGAGACUGCGCUCAUAGAGAGUGAGCAGGAAUGCACACCGCAUGUUGUCAGAGUACUGGAAGGGAUACAGCAACGAUAUGGGACUCUAAAUGGGCUGAGUGAGGAGUCUUCCACAGAACAUUUGCAGUUCCCCCUCCUCACUCAGUGCUCCUUGUCCUCCAUCACCCAGCUGCUGCCUUUCCUUCGCACCCUUUGUUGUUCCUUCCAGGUCCCUCCCCCUAACUCCCACCCUAUGCCCCACUUCCAAGUAGCAGAUUACCCACCAUCCAGUUCAGACACAGUGCUGAAGAGGCUGGAGCACAUAAUUGAAGAAGAGUUCCUGGACUCUGUGGAGAGUUAAAACUUGAACCAAAUGUUCUCUUUCAUGCGUUUAGCUUGCAGUCAUAUGGGUAGAACACCUGAAGUUGGCACAGCCACUGGCAAAGUUACUGUAAACUAGGGAAAAAGGAAAUGUUUAGGACUUUUUUUUAAUAUUUUAACUAAAUAAAAAGUACCUCUGAGGUGCUUGCACACUGAAUCUGUAUUGGAAAAACCAAAGGGAUCUUAUUGUAUUUACUUUAAUAGGCUAACAUAGAAAGAUAAUCAAUAUAGGUACAAGUAUUAAAAACAUUGUCACUAUAAGAUUUUUACACAUUGAGUUGUGUUUUUGCUUUAUAUCUUUUAAAAAAAUGAAUGCUAAAACAAUAAGUCACAAUAUUUCCAUAACCCAUACAGCCCACAAACAUAUUGUUGUAAUAUUUUUUUAGUUUGACAACCAACAACAGAUUCACUGUGAAGAACCUUAAUGAGGUCUUAUGACCUGUUCAGAACUGGUUAACCACACUUUCCAUGUACAAGCAUAAAACUGUCUGACUGAAUGUAAAGAUUAUUUGACUUCAAUAUGUUGCAAUAGAAGUAGCUUCUUGUACUGUUUCUCUAGGUUAUUACGCGACCUCACAGGUCGUCAUUAUAUAUGUUAAUUUUUCUGAGUAAGCUACUGAAUGUAAUUUGUGUACACCAGGAAAUCAACCUGGAUGUACGUAGGAAAGACGUUGCUUGCGACUUUUGGUGUUCCAGGGAAUUCAGCCUUUCUUUGUAGUUGUUCAUUGAUAGUUCUACUAUUGCCUGUUGUCUUUUCUUCCAAACUGCUAAAUAUGUAAAUAAUUUAUGUUGGAUGUUCCAUGGACAAUGUCAAGUUUGGAAUAAACAGAAAGGACCCUCAUUAAAAUAAAAUAUUAUGCUUAAA
Molecule: messenger RNA, 8331 nt
Organism: Betta splendens (Siamese fighting fish)
Lineage: Eukaryota; Metazoa; Chordata; Actinopteri; Anabantiformes; Osphronemidae
Gene: dop1b
Product: DOP1 leucine zipper like protein B
Exons: 38
Coding region: 520-7446 (2308 amino acids)
Biological process (GO): Golgi to endosome transport
Cellular component (GO): endosome; trans-Golgi network
Source: RefSeq, a predicted model, not a curated record